Molecule: messenger RNA, 1310 nt
Organism: Eruca vesicaria subsp. sativa (arugula)
Lineage: Eukaryota; Viridiplantae; Streptophyta; Magnoliopsida; Brassicales; Brassicaceae
Source: the annotation of a GenBank genome assembly
CCUUCUAAAAGUCUAAAACAACUAAACUAUCUAUGGGCGUUGUUAAUAUAACAAUGCAUGUGGUUGUGGUAGUAUACAUAUUAAUCAAAUCACUCAUCUUCUUAUAUUAAUCCUUUAAAAUCUUCAUGUAGAUUUCUUUUCAUUAUUUUUAUCCAUUAACCAAAGUUUCUUUAUUUCCUUCCUCGUUGUCUUCUUCGAACAUUACUUUAAUCCCUCCAAACUUGCUUAGUCCGUAACUCAAAGCUAGAUCCAAACUUUAGCUCUCUCUCUCUCUCUCAUAUUAUCUCGCCUCUAUUUCUAAGCUCAUUGAGAAGGCUCAACAUUUCCAGAAAACAAAAACAAUAACAUUGCAAAAUGGGUAUGUUAACAGAGUCAAAGUUCCAUGUAUUGGCUGUUGAUGAUAGUCUCUUUGAUCGUAAAAUGAUAGAGAGAUUGCUGCAAAAGUCUUCUUGUCAAGUAACUACAGUUGAUUCAGGCUCCAAAGCUCUAGAGUUUCUGGGUUUGAAAGAAACUAACGGCCCAAAUGCACUCGAAACCCAUCAGGAAGUUGAAAUCAAUCUCAUAAUCACAGAUUACUGUAUGCCUGGUAUGACUGGUUAUGAUCUGCUCAAGAAAGUUAAGGAAUCAGCAGCAUUUAGAAGCAUUCCUGUAGUAAUAAUGUCAUCAGAGAAUGUUCCUGCUAGAAUCUCCAGAUGUUUGGAAGAAGGAGCUGAAGAGUUUUUCUUGAAACCAGUAAAAUUGGCUGAUGUUACCAAGUUGAAACCUCAUAUGAUGAAAACCAAGUUGAAGAAAGAAGUUGAGAAACCAUCAGAAGAAGAGCAUGUAGCUUUGCAAAAACCGGAAGAAUCAUUGGUGGUUGAAAUCUUGCCUCUGAAUCAAGAACUUGAGUCUGAACAACAAGAACCAAUGUUGAGUAGUGGUAAUAAGAGAAAAGCAUUAGAAGAAGUGAUAUCUACUGAACGAACACGUCCUAAAUACAAUGAUAUCAAAAGCUUGGUCUGACCCGUUCGGUGUCCACAAAACUUUGGUUCAGAGUUUCUUUCCAUAGAUUCUUUGUAGGAAGGCUUCUUCUGGUAAAUACAGAGAGAAUGAAGAUGGGAGAUAUAUGUAGAUGAUGAUGAUAAUGGUAACAGUUGUUACUUAUUAUCAUUGUAUGAAAACAUCAGCGAAUUCUCAGUUUUGAUACGUGUUAGUUUUUCUGGUAUAAAACAAUCUCAAGAGUAAAUAAAUCUAUUUGUUUAUCCAAGUUUUGUUUGAGUUCUUGUUUGUUUUCGAGAAAAAGAAAAGCUCUAUAAGACAAUAAGGUGAUG